AUGACUUGAAAGGCAGCAUCUGGAAUCAAGGCAGCCUUAAGAGAAAGAAAGACAGCCAUUUUGUUGAGAAGAGAGAUGGAAGAAAGCAUAAUGUACGUUUUCCAAAACACAAUGUUAUGAAGAUGAGUAAAUCCAUUCAGUUUGGAAAGCACUUCAAAUAUAGAUCACAGCUUUUUGGGAACCGAAGAAUACAAAGAGGAGAAAAACCUUUUGAAUGCUCAGAGUGUGGAAAGAAAUUCACUCAGAAUGGCAGUCUUCAAGUGCACAAAAGAAUCCACACAGGGGAGAAACCAUUUGAAUGCUCACAGUGUGGGAAGAAAUUCAGUUAUAGUAACAGUCUUCAAUAUCAUAAAAGAACCCACACAGGGGAGAAACCUUUUCAGUGUUCAGAGUGUGGAAAGAGAUUGACUCAUAGUAGCAGUCUUAAAGUGCAUAAAAGAACCCACACAGGGGAGAAAACUUUUGAAUGCUCAGAAUGUGGAAAGAGAUUUGGUCGGAGUGGCCAUCUUAAAAACCAUAAAAGAACCCAUACAGGGGAGAAACCUUUUGAAUGCUCAGAGUGUGGGAAGAGAUUCAGUCAACGCUACAGUCUCCAAAAGCAUAAAAAAACCCACACAGGGGACAAAAUUUUUGAACAUUCAGAGAGUGAAAUGAGAUUCAGUCAGAGUAGCCAUCUUCAAAAUCAUAAAAGAACUUACACAAGGGAGAAACUGUUUGAAUGCUCAGAGUGUGGGAAGAGAUUCAGUACACAUAGGAAUCUUAAAGUGCAUCAAAGAAACCACACAGGGGACAAACCUUUUGAAUGCUCAGAGUGCAGGAAGAGAUUCAGUACACGUAGCCAUCUUCAGUAUCAUCAAAGAACCCACACAGGGGACAAACCUUUUGAAUGCUCAGAAUGUGGAAAGAGAUUCAAUAUUAAUUCCAGUCUUCAAAGGCAUCAAAGAAGCCACACCGGGGAGAAACCUUUUGAAUGCUCAGAGUGUGGAAAGAGAUAUACUACAAGCCGCUAUCUAAAAUAUCAUCAAAGAACCCACACAGGAGAGAAACUGUUUCAGUUCUCAGAGUGUGGAAAAAAAUUCAGCAUGAGUAGCUAUCUUCAAUAUCAUCAAAGAACCAACACAGGGGAGAAACCCUUUGAAUGUUUAGAGUGUGGGAAGAGAUUCAGUCGAAGUGGCAGUCUUCAAAAGCAUAAAGGAACUCAUUCAGGGGAGAAACCUUUUGAGUGCUCAGAGUGUGGAAAGAGAUUUAGUCAGAGUAGCUAUCUCCAAGACCACAGAAGAACCCACACCGGAGAGAAGCCCUUUGAAUGCUCAGAGUGUGGGAAAAAAUUCAGCCAUAGUCACGGUCUUCGAUAUCAUAAAAGAACCCAUACAGGGGAGAAACCUUUUGAAUGCUCAGAGUGUGGGAAGAGAUUCAUUCACAGUGGCAUUCUUCGGAAGCAUAAAAGAACUCACACAGGGGAGAAACCGUUUGAAUGCUCAGAGUGUGGAAAGAGAUUUGGUCAAAGUUGCCAUCUUCAAGACCAUAAAAGAACCCAUACAGGGGAGAAACCGUUUGAAUGCUUAGAGUGUGGAAAGAGAUUCAGACAGAGUAGUAAUCUUCGAGUGCAUGAAAGAACCCAUAAGGGGAGAAAUGUUUUGAAUGCUCAGAGUGUGGGAAGAGAUGCAGUCACAGUGGCAGUAUUCAAAAGCACCAAAAAACCCACACAGAAGACAAACCUUAUGAAUUCUCAGAGUGUGGGGAAAGAUUAA
Heteronotia binoei (common prickly gecko) is the source of this 1751-nucleotide messenger RNA. Its product is annotated as oocyte zinc finger protein XlCOF6-like. NCBI's taxonomy places the organism in Eukaryota, Metazoa, Chordata, Lepidosauria, Squamata, Gekkonidae. The coding region runs from base 117 to 1751 and encodes 544 amino acids. The transcript has a single exon. The record is from RefSeq and is a predicted model, not a curated record. Gene Ontology annotation, biological process: regulation of immune system process; negative regulation of transcription by RNA polymerase II; regulation of cytokine production.